Messenger RNA from Stomoxys calcitrans (stable fly), 1707 nucleotides. RefSeq names its product T-box transcription factor TBX2-A. The transcript is spliced from 5 exons. Bases 279 to 1619 code for a protein of 446 amino acids. Gene Ontology annotation, cellular component: nucleus. Gene Ontology annotation, biological process: heart development; positive regulation of DNA-templated transcription; cell fate specification. Lineage: Eukaryota; Metazoa; Arthropoda; Insecta; Diptera; Muscidae. The record is from RefSeq and is a predicted model, not a curated record. Gene Ontology annotation, molecular function: DNA-binding transcription factor activity, RNA polymerase II-specific; RNA polymerase II cis-regulatory region sequence-specific DNA binding.
GAGUGAUUGAGAUCGUUAAAAGGAGUGUUAUUUUCUCUGUGUUCUUAAGAAACAAAAAAAAAACAUCAUAAUAAUCAAGUUCUAAAAAAGAAAUUAAACAUUUAUUAUGUGUUUUAAUUAAUCAGCUAAAAAAAAUUCAAAAACGCACACCAUAAAGUGUUUGAUACAUGAAAUUAACUGAAGCAAAAAAACCCAAAGCGAAAAAACAAAUUGAUUUUGUUAGUAAUUAGAAAAAAAUUUCAUACCUAUAGAAGGAAAUUAAUAAAUAUUUGAAGAAAAUGUUUAACGUGCACGAUUUAAUGGAAUAUCGCAUGCAGCAACAAAUUGCCCAAGAAAUUUAUCGACAACAAAUUAUGCAGCGUAUACCGGAUCCCUUUCCGCCCAUGAUGCCCAUACCUAUGCCACAUCAUCUAAUGGCUGCUCCGCCACGGCCCACUUUGCCAGGCAAUGUUGAGGCUAAAUUGGAAAAUAAUGAUUUGUGGCAACAAUUUCACAAAAUCGGCACCGAAAUGAUUAUCACCAAAAGUGGAAGACGCAUGUUUCCCUCAAUGCGCGUUUCAGUUGCAGGCCUGGAAGAGGAUACCCAAUAUUGUAUUCUCUUGGAAAUGGUGCCCAUUGGGGAUUGCCGUUAUAAAUUCUCCGGCUCACAAUGGGUUCCGGCCGGUGGUGCAGAACCCCAAUCGCCACAGAGAAUGUUUUUGCAUCCGGAUAGCCCUGCCAGUGGUUCUCAUUGGCAAUCACAGGCUAUAUUGUUCAAUAAGGUCAAAUUGACCAAUAAUACCUUGGAUAAUAGUGGACAAAUUGUUUUGGCCAGCAUGCAUAAAUAUCAGCCUCGUUUGCAUAUCAUCAAAAGCUCAGAUCUGACGCAAUUACCAUGGUCUCCACAGCAAAAUUAUGUUUUUCCAGAGACCGAAUUCAUUGCUGUAACUGCCUAUCAGAAUGAUCGCAUUACCAAGCUAAAGAUUGACAACAAUCCCUUUGCCAAGGGCUUUAGGGAAACCGGACAAUCAAAGUGCAAACGAAAAUUAAUGUCUUCGUCAUCGUCCUCAUCUUCGACUUCCUCAACGCAAGGCGAGGAAAGUGAUGAUUGCCUAUCCAAAAACGAUGAUGAUCACUCCAGUGUGGCCAGUUUUGAGUCGCCACAACAUAAACGUUCCCGUUGCUCAGAAAAUUCCGAUGAAGAAUCCGGUUAUAGUUCAUCACGUUCUUCGCGUUCAUUUUCCCCGCGUUAUGAGGAUUUCCCCCGUCAUCAGAUGCCCGAGCAAUUGCAUUAUGGCAGUCCUACCUCCUCGUUUUAUCAUCCACAACAACAUUUGGUGGCAGCGGCCACUCUUAUGCAACAUCCUCUACAAAUGUUGCUUAGAGAACCUAUGACCUAUGGCUUAAUGCCUUCCCAGGCUUUGACCUUACCUGUUCCAGCUCAAAAUUCACCUGCUGUAAAUCUUACAGAAGCCUUGCCCAGCACAACAUCAGCAAAGACAACUUCAUCAACAAAUGCAACUUGCGCAUCGCCAACAUCUUCAAAGACACCUGCCUCAUCUCCAACGUCUGCUGACCAGCCCUCCUCCCCUUCCCAAAAGAAAAAUAAUUUUAGCAUCUCUGCCAUUUUGGCAUUCUAACGUAAUUUAAGUGUAAGGGCCUCAGGUUUGAUUCCCAAUAAUUUGUCCUGUUGUGAAAAUGCUGUGCAUAUUUCUUUUCUCGAUUUUU